AUGAUGCUACCUGGGGAAUUAGUGACUGACUGGUUACGGUGGCAGGAUUUGAAACCUCUUCUCGAAAUUGGAGAUUUGAUUGAGUUUCGUCGAGUAGCUGGUACAAUUAAACGUCGAAUUUAUACGAAUGGUUUCGAUAAUGCCCACCAGUCUUUACUCCUCGAAUAUGGUGAGCAAAACGGCGUUGUUAUUUGCAACUACGUGAUAGAGCACUGGGCUGUAUGUAUUGCUGUAGAAGAUGGAAAGCUUUAUGUUGCCCACUUGUCACUUGAGGAGAACGAUUUUGAAGGUCCAUCAGUGUCUUGCACUGAUUCAUUUGCCGAAAUAACCACAAAGAUUAUGAAUGGAAGCAAGGCGGAGGUCAGGAGAGAUGAGUUAAGUCAUGUAGCAAGAGAAGAUUUGUGUCGAAUAAACAAUUCUUUGGAUUGUCAGUGUAGCCCUCUUCCGCCGUCUGUUAUCGUUGAGAGGGCUCUAAUGAAACUUGGUACUGGAGAUUACAAUUUGCUUUUCAAUAACUGCGAGCACUUUGUCAAAUAUUGCAGAUAUGGAGAACCUGAAAGCGACCAGGUCAGCUUUAAAGCACAUCUUGUAACAUUUAAGAUAACAAGCUGCAUCUGCUACUGUGGCUGGAUACGCGUUUUGGAAACUCGGGUCACGUCUAAAGCGGAAGCGGAGACUAGUGUAAACUCUUUACGAUACAACUGGCGGAAAGAUCCGUCCUUUGUAUAUUAA
Messenger RNA from Enterobius vermicularis (human pinworm), 732 nucleotides. NCBI's taxonomy places the organism in Eukaryota, Metazoa, Nematoda, Chromadorea, Rhabditida, Oxyuridae. The record is from the annotation of a GenBank genome assembly.